This is a messenger RNA of Penicillium bovifimosum, 1848 nucleotides long. RefSeq names its product putative sucrose transporter. The coding region runs from base 1 to 1848 and encodes 615 amino acids. Lineage: Eukaryota; Fungi; Ascomycota; Eurotiomycetes; Eurotiales; Aspergillaceae. The record is from RefSeq and is a predicted model, not a curated record. Gene Ontology annotation, molecular function: sucrose:proton symporter activity. The transcript has 4 exons. Gene Ontology annotation, cellular component: membrane.
AUGGGAGAGAUAGACCGCAAGUCUGUUACUACCCCUGUUAACGAGGGAUCGCCUCUUAUGGCCGCCACACGCGGUGCAAGCGGACGUGGUCUACCGCCUAAUGCCGGUGUUGAUGAGUCGUCGAAGAGUGCAUUGUACUUGCUGCUUUUGACGUUAUCUAUUGGUGGGCUUCAGAUUGUUUGGUCUGUUGAACUUUCUCAUGGCUCACCAUAUCUUCUAUCCCUUGGAAUGAGCAAGUCGCUUCUUGCCUUUGUUUGGAUAGCAGGUCCCUUGACAGGCGGCCUGGUGCAGCCCUAUAUUGGGAUUCGAAGCGAUAAUUGCCGAAUUCCAUGGGGCAAGAGGAAGCCGUUCAUGCUUGUUGGGAGCGUGGCGACGAUUGUCGCGUUGAUAGCUCUGGCAUGGGUGAGAGAGAUCGUGGGCGGGUUCCUGUCUAUCUUCGGCGCCGAUCCAGCGUCUGCUGGUGUCAAGAUUGCGAUUAACAUCGCGGCAACGAUUCUCAUGUAUUGUCUUGACUUCGCUAUAAAUACCGUGCAAGCUGCAAUCAGGGCAUUCAUUGUCGACAACUGCCCCGCCCAUCAGCAAGAGUUGGCAAAUGCCUGGGCUAGUCGGAUGACAGGCAUUGGCAACAUCCUGGGGUACAUCUUUGGCUACAUGGACUUGCCGAAGUAUGUGCCGUUUUUGGGGAAUACGCAGUUCAAGGUGCUGUGUGCUCUUGCUUCGGUCUCACUAUGCGUUACCGUUGCCAUCAGUUGCGCGUACAUCAAAGAGCGGGAUCCUCGAGCAGAAGGGCCUGUGGCUGAUAGUCUUGGUGUGGUCUCCUUCUUCCGACAGAUCCUCAAGUCUAUUCGGAGCUUGCCUACACAAAUUGCCCGGGUUUGUGAGGUGCAGGUUGCAGCGUGGGUGGGCUGGUUCCCGUUCCUCUUCUAUUCGACGACCUACAUCGGCCAGUUGUACGUCAAUCCGAUAUUCGCAGACCACCCAAAUCUCCCCGCAAAGGAUAUUGAUAUAGCCUGGGAAGAGGCUACCCGGGUUGGGACUUUCGCUCUGCUCAUCUACGCUGUCAUCUCCUUCCUCGCCAAUAUGUUGCUCCCACUAUUUGUAGUGCCAUCAUAUGGACCUAUUCCCCAAACGGAUACGCACCAGGAGCCUCUAGAAGGGUCCUCUGAUGAUGAGCGGGAGCCCCUUCAGAGGAGAUUGUCUUUCUCAAGUAUGCCGACGGGCAAUGCAUCCGAGCCUUUUCUCGAUGCCGCGCCAGUUAGACAGGAGCCUGGAGGGAAGUCGAAUUGGCUUUCACGACUACAGAUUCAAGGGCUGACCCUUCCGCGAGUCUGGCUCUUCUCCCACCUUCUCUUCGCCGCGUGCAUGUUCAGCACUUUCUUCAUCUACUCCCACCAAGCUGGGUCGGCGUUUGUCGGCCUGGUCGGUAUCUCUUGGGCUGUAGCCCUCUGGGCACCCUUUGCUCUCAUCUCCGCAGAGGUAGCUAGGACCGAUCCUUCCCGGAGAACUCGUCGGACAGACCCAACUACCUCUGCUGAGUAUGUAGCCCCCGAGACGCACGAUGAGGAGCUCGACGAACACAUUAACGUUGCCGGCAGUGAUAUCGAGCAUGGACAGCCUAAAAACUACGGGGAUGUGGCGCAAGCCGGGAUCAUUCUCGGACUGCAUAACAUGGCCGUCUCCUUUCCGCAGAUCUUCUCGAGCCUUAUCUGCAGUGCUAUCUUCAAGGCAUCUCAGAAGCCGAGAGGGGAGCCGUGGGAUGAUAGUGUGGGCUGGGUGCUACGAUUUGGUGGAUGUGCUGCUUUAGUGGCUGCUUGGUUGACCAGACGAGUCUCGGAUGGGUCGAGAUAG